This is a messenger RNA of Mycena indigotica, 1146 nucleotides long. Its product is annotated as Replication factor C subunit 2. The transcript has 6 exons. Gene Ontology annotation, cellular component: DNA replication factor C complex; nucleus. NCBI's taxonomy places the organism in Eukaryota, Fungi, Basidiomycota, Agaricomycetes, Agaricales, Mycenaceae. Gene Ontology annotation, molecular function: DNA binding; DNA clamp loader activity; ATP hydrolysis activity. Bases 52 to 1146 code for a protein of 364 amino acids. Gene Ontology annotation, biological process: DNA-templated DNA replication; DNA repair. The record is from RefSeq and is a predicted model, not a curated record.
UCUUCCCACCUUGUCGGUGGCAUCCUCUCAACACACUCACACAGACACAAUAUGGCUUUUUUUCAAACAGCCAAACCCGCUACUAAAGUCUCUGGUAAUGCAUCAGAACCCGCGCUCCAGCCUUGGGUUGAGAAGUAUCGACCCAAGACUAUCGACGAUGUUUCUGCUCAAGAACACACCGUUGCUGUUCUGAAGAAGACAUUGACAUCCACUAACUUGCCUCACAUGCUUUUUUAUGGGCCACCCGGAACCGGGAAAACUUCGACUAUUCUGGCUCUUGCAAGACAACUCUUCGGCCCUGACAACUUUCGCAAUCGAGUCUUGGAGUUGAAUGCGUCCGACGAGCGAGGAAUAUCCAUCGUUCGCGAAAAGAUCAAGAACUUUGCCCGUCAAACACCACGCGCACAGACUGUUGCCUCCGAUGGCAACACCUACCCAUGCCCACCUUAUAAAAUCAUUAUUUUGGACGAAGCCGACUCCAUGACACAAGAUGCACAAGGCGCUCUCCGUCGUAUAAUGGAGAACCAUGCUCGCAUUACUCGCUUCUGCUUAGUCUGCAACUAUGUUACUCGUAUCAUCGAGCCAUUAGCGUCCCGCUGUUCGAAAUUCCGCUUCACCCCUCUUGAUUCCGACUCGUCCAGCUCACGUCUUACGCAUAUAGCCAAUGCCGAAGGUGUCACCGUCGAUAAGCCUGUUAUUGACGCGCUCAUUUCAACGUCCACCGGAGACUUGCGCCGUGCGAUAACGUAUCUCCAGUCAGCCUCUCGUUUGUCCUCAUCAACAAACCCGCCCACACCUAUAACUUCCACCGACAUUCAAGAGAUAGCAGGAGUCGUCCCUGAUUCUGUUGUUGCCGAUUUCGCAGCCACACUGGGCAUUGAUUCCAUGCAAAUAGAUGGCAGUAAAGGUUUUGAAAGAGUACAAGCAAAAGUGAAGGAACUCAUUCGAGAGGGUUAUUCGGCGUCCCAGCUUCUUACCCAACUUCAUGACCUGAUAGUUCUGCAUCCCACACUCAGUGGGCGCAGUAAAUCCACAUGCGCCAUGGUAAUUGCCGAAGCAGACAAAGCUCUGACCGAUGGCGCGGACGAGGAGUUGUGGAUUCUUGAAGUAGCACUUCGAAUUCACAAAACUAUAAGUCGAGAAUAG